AUGACGCCGCCGCAGUUAUCAACACAGUGGGCGCCUCUGCGCUUCCCGCUGCUGCCCGGGACCAGCGCGUCGAUCACAACAAGCGCGCAUGUCCCUAAAUAUCUCCACCCUGAGCCCCGCUGUGGAGCAUGCGGCAGUCAGAUCCGCGAGCAAGAGCGGGCCGUUGCGUUGAUCGGUGACGCCGAGAAGGCGCAGUAUCGAGGAUGCUCGCGUCCAUUCGACUUCCCCAUGGAGGAGUCGCGUCUAGAGCACAUUCGUCUGCAUCAAGUCUUUUGCCACGACAACGUCGUAGCCGUCCACAACGACUGUUUCGUGAUCUUUCAACGACAUGUGGCAGGCGAUGUCGUCGAAGCACUCGCGCGGCUCUGGCUUAUCGCGAGCUGGGCGCGCCCGUGGCUCGGGGGCUACUAUCCUUCCCUGCGAACGCGAUAUAUCGCACCCGAGGAUGUGUUACACUAUGUUGCCCAGGUGGUUGGCAUGCCUGCGUUAAGGCGAUGCCCGAUUGAUGUUCUAGAGAUGAUACGGCAGCAUGAUCCGACGUGCAUAUUCUGGAGGGCGAUAUCAACCAUUACGAUGGCACGAAGAUGCUCCGUUGAACCGGUUUUACCACCAGCAGCAUUACCACUUCCUGAAAUUGAGAGCUGGGAAAGGGGAUACCCGCCAAAGUCAUAUCCGAAGGAUGUUGCUGACGCCGACCGACCAAAGCUGGCCUUGUUCACCAUCGAUGCCAACGGAAUUCGGUCGAUCCAGCGGCUACAUGCCAACUAUGUUCCCUGGUCCCAAGAGCGAAGCGACCAUCUGGCAUUCAUCUUUGUCGACGUGACUCAGUCUCCCGCAGUGACAGUUUGUCAGGUAGAUGGGAUGCUGCGAAUAACUCCGCGACAAACCUUUCGCUACUUUCCCCUCUGGGACACGCCGUCGCCGCCCACGUUGAGCCACAGCGACUGGACGCUCGUCCAAGACUUCGACAAGCCGAUGACACGGAUACGGUCUCUCGACUUGAGGUUUAUUACCGGGCUUACCUUCUUCUUUUGGCGGGGUAUCUUGGUCGCCCUCCACGCUCAUACUCCGCGGCAACCGACAGCAAUACCAACGUUUGAGCGCCUAGCCCCCGGCUAUCAAUUAAAAUCUGUCUGGAUAUACGUGCCCGUAUCUGAUCAGGACAAGCUGGAGGUGUUUGGCUUCCGGUCCUCAGUCGCACCGACUGGUGCAGACGAGCUCUCUGACGAGCUGCUAGCGGUUCUCAUCCGCAAGCGUCUCUCAGGCGACCUUAUCCUCGACGUGGGAAAGACUGCCAAGAAAGUCAAGACUUACGACCGCUGCCGCGUCAACCCGACCGCCCUCAUCUAUGGUGAGCCCGCCGACGGCGCCAGUGUCGCCUUCAUAGGCGUCUACUCUGACACCCCCAACUCCGACGACCCGACCACUCUCUAUCCUCCCACCUCAACCAACCCAUCCUCCUUAGCCUCAUCAACAUCCACCCGCUUACCCUCCGGCACACCCAUCCGUUCCUCCCGAUCAGGCCGACACCCCUGGGGCUUUCGCCGCAACCCGAGCUUGCCAGGCCGCAUCAGCGAAUUCCAUCAUUUCAGCCGCGCCCCGCUAACAAACAUUGCUUCGGUCGAAAUUUACUACGCUUCUCUGUCCAGCUCGCCACCUCCCACGUCGCCCGGCACACCGACCCCAUCGACGCCCUUACUGGGCGGGUCCUUCAGCUUCCCCUUCCAGUUACCCAUGCGCGCUCAAUACCCCGGUCUUUUCAAGGGCGCUAUAUUCCGGUAUAACGACGGAGCAAUCCGAUGUAUCGGACAAGUCAAGGUAGGCGUGGACCCGAGCCGGGUGUUCGUCAAGCCAACAUGGGGCGUCACGGAUGGAGUAUAUCUGCAUUUCGUCACGGAAGAGGAUGAGAUCGACCCCGCGAUUGCAAAAGAAGUCCAGGAACGGGUUUCAGAGGGCGGUCAUGGGGAUUUCCCUGCGCCAGCGCAGGGAGGAGGGGCAACAGGGCAGGGAAUCGGAACGGAGCCUGGGCCGGGGAUAGUGUUGGGGCCGAUACCAGGGACUGCUGCGUCUGGUGGAGGGGAUGGGGGAGAAGGGGGGAUGGCGGUUGAUGCGGGGCAGGCAGGAGGAGGCGGUCAGCAGGCACUGGGUGAGGGGGAUAGCCAACCGGCUGCUGGGAAUAGCAAUGCGAACGGGAGUGGUAAUGGCCCUGGGAGGACAAGAAGACGGUGGGAUAGGCUGCCGCCGGGUGACAUCUUCCCCUUGGUAGGGGAUAUUCUGUUUGGAUUUGAUACCAGGAGUGCAGGAUGGUUUGAGAUUCUUAUGCCAAGGUCUUAG
Molecule: messenger RNA, 2334 nt
Organism: Thermochaetoides thermophila DSM 1495
Lineage: Eukaryota; Fungi; Ascomycota; Sordariomycetes; Sordariales; Chaetomiaceae
Exons: 3
Coding region: 1-2334 (777 amino acids)
Source: RefSeq, a predicted model, not a curated record